This is a messenger RNA of Gavialis gangeticus (Gharial), 517 nucleotides long. RefSeq names its product Sec61 translocon gamma subunit (gene SEC61G). The coding region runs from base 95 to 493 and encodes 132 amino acids. Lineage: Eukaryota; Metazoa; Chordata; Crocodylia; Gavialidae. The record is from RefSeq and is a predicted model, not a curated record. Gene Ontology annotation, cellular component: Ssh1 translocon complex; membrane. The transcript is spliced from 3 exons. Gene Ontology annotation, biological process: post-translational protein targeting to membrane, translocation; protein targeting. Gene Ontology annotation, molecular function: transmembrane protein transporter activity.
CGUCUGACGUUACUUCCGCCUCCGCUUCCGGUUGCUGAGUUUGGAACUACGUGGCUUUCGGCAGGGAGAGAGACCGAGCGACAGUCAGCUAGCUAUGGACCAGGUGAUGCAGUUCGUGGAGCCGAGCCGGCAGUUUGUGAAGGACUCUAUCCGCCUCGUCAAGCGCUGCACCAAACCCGACAGGAAAGAAUUCCAGAAAAUUGCCAUGGCAACAGCAAUAGGCUUUGCAAUAAUGGGAUUUAUUGGAUUCUUUGUGAAACUGAUCCAUAUCCCCAUCAACAACAUAAUUGUGCCCUAUGGAGAUAUUCAUCUGCUUGAAAAUGAUUUUGCUCCCUCCUGUUUUACAGCGGUGGCUGAACACUCACUGGGAAGACCAGUCAACAGAAGCUGGAGCCUGAUGGACAGUGGGAGGGAAGAGUUGGGGGCUUUUUUUUUUUUUUUGCUUACACAUGUUCCAUGUAUCUGUAUCUGCAUCUGCUAUUUAAUACAAUAAAUCCCUAUUUUGGAUUUUAAAAAA